Molecule: messenger RNA, 1643 nt
Organism: Zerene cesonia (dogface butterfly)
Lineage: Eukaryota; Metazoa; Arthropoda; Insecta; Lepidoptera; Pieridae
Product: serine protease snake-like
Exons: 11
Coding region: 166-1350 (394 amino acids)
Biological process (GO): proteolysis
Molecular function (GO): serine-type endopeptidase activity
Source: RefSeq, a predicted model, not a curated record
UCAAGUGGUAAAGACUACAGUCUAUAGAUUUUGAUAUGUUUUCUAGUGUUUAAAUGAAUUUAAAGGUCAAAAAGGUGUUUAAAGUCUGGUAUUUGAGUGUUUUAAAAUUGCAUAUGGUAUUGUAAAGAAACAAUAGAAGGAAAGCUGAUAAAUGUCCCGAGAACGAUGCUACCAUAUUUUCUAAUUAUCUUAUCAGUACUUGCACAUGGGAACACAUUAAGCGAAGGGGAUGUAUGUACCAAAAACGAUGGGACGGCCGGCACCUGUAAGCUCAUUACUUCCUGCCCCUCUGCCUUACAUGAAAUCAAACAAAGGAAUAACCCUAAGAUAUGUAGCUUUGAAAAGGCUGGACUAGUAGUGUGCUGCGGUAGUGAGCCCACACCUCCGAAACGACGUAGAACUGGUAUGAGGAGAACUACUACGACGACGACCACAGGAGCACCCAUUGAUCUGAAGUAUAGCUCAGAAUGCAGCACAGCAGAAAGAACCGGCCAGAAAAUCUACGAUAAAUGUCUAGAAUACCAGGAGAAAUACGUAUACCCGUGUCGUGAUAGCGGCACGCCGAGCGUUGGGCUAAUCCGCAUAAACCAGUGCAACAGGAAACCGGAGGACCUCAUCACGGGGGGCCAGAACUCGUACUUCGGAGAGUUUCCACACAUGGCCCUGCUGGGCUAUGGGGCCGUGCAGACCAAAUGGAUGUGCGGAGGAGUGAUUAUCAGCGAAAGAUACAUCCUCACAGCUGGUCAUUGUACCUACAGUAGAACAAGCGGCCCCGUUCUCAAAGCUCGAGUGGGUAUCCUGGAGAGGACGGAGACGGUGGAGCCGAGCAAGGAGUACGCAGUUGAGGUGAUCAAGCACCCGGACUACAAGCCCCCACUCAAGUAUAACGAUAUAGCAUUAUUGAGGACCGACAGAGACAUCGCUCUCGGCCGUUACACCGUACCCGCGUGCUUACACGACGGCGGCCCGUUAAAGAAUGACAGCGCGAUCGUCAGCGGGUGGGGAACUACCGUCUUCAGAGCUCAGACGUUAGCGGAUGUUUUGCAAAAGGCGACCGUGACGAGGUUCGACGAAGCAGAGUGCCACGACAAGCUGGACUCGAUCCGGCACCUCAACCGCGGCUACAACCACACCACCCAGAUGUGUUAUGGUGAUAGGAACUCUAACAAGGACUCCUGCGAGGGUGACAGCGGAGGCCCCCUGCAGGUGAACCAUCCAACCAUACAAUGCAUGUACUCCGUGAUUGGCAUCAUUUCGUCCGGGAAGUGGUGCGGCAUAGCUGGCGAGCCCGGGAUUUAUACCAGGGUGUCUGCGUAUUUACCGUGGAUCGAGAGCGUCGUGUGGCCAUAGGCUAUAGGGCUAUAAACAAUAUUGCAUUCCAGCUUUAACUUAGUGUGUGUAGCACAAGGAUCUUCGGCACUUGGAUGACACUGACAGACGUGAGCAUGUCAAAUAAGGGUUGCCAUGCAAAAAAUCUCGCAAUGUUCCAGCGAAUUUAGGGAAACUAAAGUUGAUUUUUAAUAACGUAAGUUUAAAUAUUGACUCACAAACUAUUCGUUUACUUAACUUAAUAGGAAAAUUUUAGGACAGCGUGUAAUGAAGUAAUAUUUAAUAGGAUAAUAAUAAAAAUAGCAUGAAAUCAG